GCAGGGUCACAGGCAGAGGAGAGCCUCCCGAAGAGGAGAGUUCAGAUACAGUGAUGCCACCACUCUGUACCUUUCUUGUGCUUUUCAGCAAAUUCUAUGGUCUGCUUGGGAAUAUAUUUCAGCCUGACGUGCUGGUGAGAGCUAAGAUUGGAGACACUGUGACUCUCCCAUGUUUCUAUACUGCACAGGAACGGCUUGAUAUCAGCUGGUUUAAGCAGCCUCUUGGACAGAAGCCUCAGCUCAUUGUAGUACACAUUUACUAUCAAUCAGAUCCUACAUUUUUUAAUGAGUUUAAAAACAGUAAACGCCUCAGUGCUAAAGCAGCAAUGGGGAGCUUUAACCUGACUGUGUCACAAAUAGAGCCGUCGGAUUCAGCAACAUACUACUGCACUGUUAGACUUUACAGUGAAAUCAGCUUUGGAAAUGGAACCACUUUAAUGGUGAUGGUGAAUGGUUCAGAGUCACACAGCAGGGCAGUAGUACUGCAGCCCAAGUCUGAGUCAGUGCAGCCAGGAGACUCGGUGACUCUGCAGUGUACAGUAUGCACUGAGACCUGUGCAGGAGAACACAGUGUGUACUGGUUCAGACAGGGCUCAGGAGAGUCCCCUCCAGGAAUCAUUUACACCCAUGGAAUCAGGAGUGAUGAGUGCCAGAGGAGCUCUGGGGCUGUGUCUCCCACACAGAGCUGUGUCUACAACUUCCCCAAGAGGAACCUCAGCCCCUCUGAUGCUGGGACUUACUACUGUGCUGUGGCCACCUGUGGGGAGAUCCUGUUUGGGAAUGGGACCAAGCUGGACUUUGAGGGAGGUGAAUUAUCCAAGCUUGUCUGGCUCUCAAUCAUACGGACUGGAGUUCUCUGUUGGAUCUUGCCCAUAUUUGUCCUCAUCUAUUGCAAAAAGGCAUAAAUAAUGAUGGUAUUAUAGGAUUCAUAUCCUUAAAUCAGUCUGUGUGUCAUGUUAACUUUAAUAUCUCCUUCUGGGUAUUCUUUUUCUCCUUUCCCUUAUUAUUCAGAUUUUUUUUUUUCCAGAGAACAAUACCUGUUCACAAAUUAACCAGGUGUAUUAAUCCUAAUGUGCUGUUCUGAUACUUUUGGCAGAACAGCAUGAGACAGCUGAUGUUACUCAAACAAUGUAAUGCAAUUAAACUUAA
Molecule: messenger RNA, 1149 nt
Organism: Anguilla rostrata (American eel)
Lineage: Eukaryota; Metazoa; Chordata; Actinopteri; Anguilliformes; Anguillidae
Product: CXADR-like membrane protein
Exons: 4
Coding region: 54-905 (283 amino acids)
Biological process (GO): response to bacterium
Source: RefSeq, a predicted model, not a curated record